Yamadazyma tenuis ATCC 10573 is the source of this 1380-nucleotide messenger RNA. RefSeq names its product guanine nucleotide exchange factor. Gene Ontology annotation, cellular component: endocytic vesicle; cytosol. Lineage: Eukaryota; Fungi; Ascomycota; Pichiomycetes; Serinales; Debaryomycetaceae. Gene Ontology annotation, molecular function: guanyl-nucleotide exchange factor activity; small GTPase binding; ubiquitin binding. Gene Ontology annotation, biological process: vesicle-mediated transport. The record is from RefSeq and is a predicted model, not a curated record.
AAUGAGUUUGAUACGAGCAUCGAGCAAAUAGAAGAGGAUGAAAACUCCCCAGUAGAGAGGUACGAAUUAACCACUGAAGAAAUCAUCAAUCACGAGCAGAACCUUCAGGACCAACAAGGACCGGGACCUCGUUCUCGAUCAAUUAGUCAGGUGGCUGUGAAUCCCUCUGAACAGUACCAAAAGUCACAUAGGCCUUUUGAUUUCCAUGUUUUCCUUGAACAGCUCAAACGAAAGAGUGCGGAACCUAUCGUCAAGUAUAUACGGUCUUUUUUGGUUUCCUUUACCAGGCAAGCUCGUGGGUUCUCAUUGCAACAGAAGGCUAAGGUGGUGAAAGAUUUCAAGGCAUUUAUGUCUGAGAAAUUCAUGCUCUUCGAACCGUUUGCAUCAAUGGACGAAGUCGACUUGGAGAACUCUCGAGAAGGGUUGGAGAAAUUAAUCAUGAACCGCAUCUACUCGUUAUGUUUUCCUCCUGAAUUGGAGAAAACCCCCAAAUAUGUCCAGGGAUUAGUUGCCAAGGACCUCGAAAACGAUGACCAUUUCAACCAGCAAUUAGAGAAGUUCAGCUGGGUAAAUGGCUCCCACCUUGACGUUGAUUUGCAAAGACUCACUAGUAUAAAAGCCCAUAAUAGUGAAGAAGAGCUCAAUUUCAUGGAGUAUGCCAUAAAAGAGUUCACAAAAAUAAAUGAUUAUAGAGCCCCGAGAGAUAAGAUUAUUUGUAUUUUGAAUGGCUGCAAAAUCAUAUUUGGGUUUUUAAAAAUCAACAAACAAGAGACUAAUGCUGAUGCAUUUGUUCCUAUACUUAUUCUCAUUGUCAUCAAGGCCAAGAUCAAGCAUUUAAUUAGCAAUCUCCAUUAUAUUGAAAACUUCAGAGGUCUGGAAUGGUUGCAUCAUGGAGAAACCAGUUACUAUUUGUCCUCUUUGCAAGGUGCCAUUAGUUUCAUUGAAAAUCUCGAUCACGAAAAUCUUUCGAUCGAAAAAAAAGAGUACGAUGCCCAUAUUGAAGCAUGGGAAGCUAAUGAGACUUUGAGAAAAGAACAAGAAGUCACAAAGAAUAUACCUAUUACACGAGAUCCACGAGCUGAACAAACACAAGCAUCGGAAAACAUUUUGUCACCUUCCUCGGUGUUGAUGACAAGUGCUGAGAUGUUCACCAAAUCGUUGUCUAACUUUUUAUCGCCUUCCCCACAACCUGAACCGGUCUUAUCUACUGUACAAGAACAAGCAUCCAAUAAUACUACCAAGACCAUCAAAGAGACGUAUAAUCAGCUCAAAGAGAUAUUCCCCAAUCUUGAUUCGGCCAUCUUAAAGGACAUUGUGAUUAUGAAUAAAGGGGGGAUGGACGAGAGUUUAGAAGCAUGUUUGCAGAUCCUGAGUGACUGA